This is a messenger RNA of Penicillium malachiteum, 1020 nucleotides long. Its product is annotated as tRNA 2'-phosphotransferase. Bases 1 to 1020 code for a protein of 339 amino acids. Gene Ontology annotation, molecular function: tRNA 2'-phosphotransferase activity. Gene Ontology annotation, biological process: tRNA splicing, via endonucleolytic cleavage and ligation. The transcript has 2 exons. The record is from RefSeq and is a predicted model, not a curated record. Lineage: Eukaryota; Fungi; Ascomycota; Eurotiomycetes; Eurotiales; Aspergillaceae.
AUGGCAGGAGACAGGGUGAGACAGAAUAAAGACCAAAAUCGAGGCAAAGGCCAAUCUCGUGAUGUGCAGAUCUCGAAGGCUUUGAGUCUGUUACUGCGCCAUGCUGCAGAGAAAGAAGGUCUCAAGCUGAACACACAAGGCUACGCAAACGUAGCAGAUGUGUUACAAUGGCGCAAGCUCAAAUCAAUCAAAUGCUCAUUCGAUGAAAUCAAACACGCCGUCGACUCAUCUGAUAAGAAACGUUUCGCCCUCCUGCAUAUUCCCUCAUCGCAACCUACUGCCUCUACAUCGACUGCUACAACGAUACCCGGAUCGCACUCGGUCGAAGAAGCCGAGUCCGUCAAGCCGGAUACGAGCACCUCAGUCCUGGAAGCACCUUCAACUGCAGAGGAACAAACCAAUACUACACAGCAAGCGCUUGCUGCGGCCGAUGCGAACCCCGCAAACUACCUUAUCCGCGCGACGCAGGGCCACAGUAUCAAGACUGUCGAUGCAGCCUCUUUCCUUGAGCCGCUAUCAUUGGACGAUGAAUCUAAGCUUCCGGAUACAGUAGUCCAUGGAACCUUCCACGGUGCUUGGCCAUUGAUUCUACAGUCGGGUGGACUGAAGUGCAUGACUCGAAACCAUGUGCAUUUCGCAACAGGACCAUCCCUCGAAUCUAUAAUUGCGGCACAACAGGAGGAAACGAACGAGACUAAGCAGGGAACCGGUGAAAGAAAGGUUAUUUCGGGUAUGCGAUGGGAUGCACAGGUUUUGAUCUACAUUGAUAUUCGGAAGGCAUUGAAAGCUGGGUGUCCAUUCUGGCGUAGUGAGAAUGGGGUAAUUCUGAGUGAGGGAUUACCUGUCUCCGAUGCCAGUGGCGAUACUGAAGGAAGUGUCCAGAGGGUUCUCCCGGUAGAGUUUUUUGAUGUUGUUAUUGAGCGGAAGGCUAAGUUGGGGAAGAUUUGGGAAAAGGGAGAGGUGUUGCAGGAGUUGCCGGCUCAUUUGAUGAACAAGGGGAAUCCGAAGAAUAGACGUUGA